Molecule: messenger RNA, 3124 nt
Organism: Clarias gariepinus (North African catfish)
Lineage: Eukaryota; Metazoa; Chordata; Actinopteri; Siluriformes; Clariidae
Gene: erg
Product: ETS transcription factor ERG
Exons: 10
Coding region: 183-1643 (486 amino acids)
Biological process (GO): regulation of transcription by RNA polymerase II; cell differentiation
Cellular component (GO): nucleus
Molecular function (GO): sequence-specific DNA binding; DNA-binding transcription factor activity, RNA polymerase II-specific
Source: RefSeq, a predicted model, not a curated record
AGCUCUUCCUGCUAUUGGUUGACUUCACUUCCAGCGUUAGCACAAUCUCAUCCGCUCCAAACACUGCUCAGUGGAACCUCAACUUAACACACUCAUCGCCAGAAAAAAAAAACCUCACACAUACACAUUGCAACUGAAAUUCGUUAAAAAAAAAAAACAGGACUAUAUAGUCCUGUGCUACAAUGGCGAGCACCAUCAAGGAGGCGCUGUCUGUGGUAAGUGAGGAUCAAUCCCUGUUUGAGUGUGUCUACAGCGUGGCCCAGCAGGCCAAGCCGGACAUGACAGCAUCAGCAGUAAGUGAGUAUGGCCAGAGUAAGCUGAGUCCCCGAGCAGCACAACAGGACUGGCUUGCGUCUCCGCCUGGCCGUGUCACCAUCAAGAUGGAGUGCAACAACGGAGGAGGAGCAGGAACCACGGGAGGAGGCGGAGGUGGAAGAGUGGGUCAGGUGAAUGGCUCUAGGAGCUCUCCAGAUGACUGCGGUGUGGGGAAAGGAAAGAUGGCAAGUGGAGGCGAUGGUGCUCCUAUGACCUACAGCAGCUACAUGGAGGACAAACAUGCUGCCCCUCCCAAUAUGACGACCAACGAGCGUAGAGUCAUUGUACCUGCAGACCCAACUCUAUGGACGCCGGAUCAUGUGCGUCAGUGGUUGGAGUGGGCUGUAAGAGAGUACGGCUUGCUGGAGGUGGACGUCUCGCUUUUCCACAGCAUCGAUGGCAAGGAGCUCUGCAAGAUGAGCAAAGAUGACUUUCAGCGACUCACACCCAGCUACAACGCUGACAUCCUACUGUCUCAUCUCCACUACCUACGGGAGACUCCACUUCCCCAUUUGACUUCAGACGAUGUUGACAAAGCCUUGCAAAACUCGCCACGGUUAAUGCAUGCACGUAACACAGGAGGUGCAAGCUUCAUCUUCCCCAACACGCCUGUCUACCCGCCUGACACUCCCAGAGUCCCUGCAAGACCAGAUUUGGCUUAUGAAGCUGCGAGACGAUCGGCAUGGCCACCCCAGUCAGCGUCAACCAAUAAAGUUUCACAGUCCUCACCAGCCAUUGUAACCAAAACAGAGGAACAAAGACCACAGCUUGAUCCAUAUCAGGUUUUGGGACCAACAAGCAUCAGGCUGGCAAACCCAGGUUCGGGCCAGAUCCAGCUGUGGCAGUUCCUGCUGGAGCUGCUCUCGGACAGCGCAAACUCAAGCUGCAUCACAUGGGAGGGCACGAAUGGGGAGUUCAAGAUGACCGACCCUGAUGAGGUGGCUCGGCGCUGGGGAGAGCGUAAGAGCAAACCCAACAUGAACUACGACAAGCUGAGCCGUGCUCUGCGCUACUACUACGACAAAAACAUCAUGACCAAAGUGCACGGCAAGCGCUAUGCCUACAAGUUUGACUUCCACGGCAUUAACCAGGCCACACAGCCUCAUCCUCCUGAGUCAGCCAUGUACAAAUACCCUUCUGAUCUGCCCUAUGUGAGCUAUACGCAGAAAAUGAACUUUGUGUCACCUCACCCCCAGGCGCUGCCUGUCACGUCCUCCGGCUUCUUCGGUGCACCAAACCCUUACUGGAACUCACCCGGAGCCGGCAUCUACCCCAGCCCACGACAUCCAGCCACCCACAUGCCUCCUCACCUUGGCACCUAUUACUAGGUGUCUCAGUGUAGACAGGAAAAUAACAGCAUCUCCCCAAAGUUUAACUGGAGCUCCCCCAAGAGGCUGAAAAUAACAGCUUCGUGUUGAGCCAGGGAACUUGAUAUGGUGGUGUAAUUAUCUACACAGGAGGAGUACAUGGGAAAAUAACCGUGGGAUGUUGUAACCAAUACCAGUUCUUAAUUAAAUUUAGACCAGUGAGUCUAAAUUACAGCAGAUUAUCCAAGAAAUGCAAAAUAACAAUGCAAACAAAAGGUCCUGCACAAUUUGGCUACAAUGCAAGUAAAAAAAAUUCAAGGUCAAGUAUCUUGUACAUGCUGCCUGGAAGCAUGCAACAAUUCUUAUGGGCAUAAGAUUGCCUCUGGACAUGUUCAAGACUGGGAGGGCAGAAAUAGGUCAUUUAGAGAAUGUGAAAGAGGACAAUUGAGCAAGUUGCAUUUAUGUAAAAAAAGGGCUUUUAAUUCACCAAAGAUAAAAAGUGUAGGUGCAUGAACAGUUAUGAUAUAUUCUAUAUGUUUUAAGUGUUAAACUACCUUAAUUUGAACAAACAUAUCAGAGAGAGUUAGUAGGAUGUAAAUGAAAUAAAAGGUGGUUAAGGUGUGAAAGUAAGAAAUUGACUCAUAGUGAGAAAAAAUAGAAAAUGUUGACUAUUAGUCAGGGAACAAGAUGAAGGAAAGAUAAAGAAAGUAUUAAGUAUUACUGCUUUGGAUAUAAACUGCCAUAUUUAUCAGUAUUAUACUACAUAGUAGUUCAUAUGGCAUUAUAGAGAGUAAAGAAGGGACAUUCACUUGAUUGUUUACUCCAUAAAGGAAAGAACCUUGAAAAUGAUUUUGUAAAAAAAAAAAGAAAAACUGGAAAGGGAAAGUUUCUUUAAGUGUUUUUAAUGACCUCAAACAUUUUUAGACAGAGGUGGAUUUUUUAAAUCAGCGCCUUUUUGAAGUUCUUCACACAUUUGGUGGAGGUUUUACCAAAUACCAGUUUAUGUGUUAUUAUUAUUUUCUGAGUCGCGAACGCUGUGCGUUUGUCAGAUCGAAGUAUACAAUUCAGUGUUAUAUUUCAUUUUAUAUGAUAGAUAUAUAACUUAUGCAUUUAAACACUACGAGUUGAUCUCAGCCAGCUGAAUACAGACAUUUAUAUGAUCGUUUUUAGGGGGGGGGAAUACACGGACCAAAAUUUGCAAAAAUAAGUGAACAGCUGUGGCCUUUGAACUUUAAGCUCUAUAUAUGAUUGUUUACAAAUGUAAGCCAUGUGUGCUGAUGUAAAUUGAAUUGUUUGUGAAAGCUGGUCUGGUUUGGCAUUCAGACCCGUCUCAGUUUUAAUAGCAUUUACAGACAUUUAAAGGAAAAAGAAAAUCUGUAAUUGUCUAAUGACUGUACAACUGGACUGAUGCGCUGAGAUUGCUGACAAAUGGAGGAAAACAUACUUUCAUAAAUUAUAUGAUUUUCUACUGAGUAAAUUUAAUAAACUAUUUUAAAACCAAA